Messenger RNA from Protopolystoma xenopodis, 486 nucleotides. NCBI's taxonomy places the organism in Eukaryota, Metazoa, Platyhelminthes, Monogenea, Polystomatidea, Polystomatidae. The record is from the annotation of a GenBank genome assembly.
AUGUGCCUGGGAAUUACUUCAGUAUAUCACCAUCCUGCCCACGAUGCAUCACUUUUCAAAAUACCACAUCCGGUCCUAUUCGUCUAUCAUUUAAGGCUUCUAGGGAAGAGGGAUGACUCUGUCGCUGCUGACUUCUUGAGCCAGAAACCUUUAUCUAAACGAUUGUCAGAUCGCGCUCGGCUCGGCACACACGAACCCUACCAACGACCCACUUUGCGUAGAACUUUGGUUAUGGCAGAAUCGAGUGAGGCUGGUGAGUUUUCUCGCCCUCUUGGCAGGGCACCCCAACGACGCUCGGUUCGCCCUUCAAGAACUUUACGUGACUCCGCAAAGUGGACGUACUAUAGCUUAGCAGACGUAGACGAGGACGCGGCUGGAGCGGACGCUGUGAUUGCUCGAAACCUAAUGGCAGAACUGGCACAACGUAAGACCGAUUCGACUUCAGACUCUGCAACAUCAAGUGAGUCGGCAUAUAGUAUUAAAUGA